ACUCACGCACAUUACCACUAGUCCACACACACACCCACUUUCUCUCUCCUCCCACUUUUCUCUCUCUCUCUCUCUCCCUCUUCUCUCGUCGGAACAGAUACUCCGAAAAUCUUCCUUCUUCUCCACCAUCAUUGCCAAGUGGAGCUCUUCGCACUUCCACAAACAGAACCUUCAUCUCAUGUUGUUUCACAAAGUCAUCAACUUGAUAAAAGGAUGAACUGCACCGAAAGUUCUGCUUCUAACUGAAGCAUACAUAAGCUUUGACAAGUUUCAAACGAGGGGCGUGCAGCGUGCUACCCUUUGGGGUUAGAGAAACAAGAACAAAGAUAGUUAUUGAUUCUUUUCAGGUUUAUUUGUGAUGUAAAGAUUGCAUUUUUAAUAAUUUUUUUAAAAUUUAUUUGUUUAUUGUUUUUUGGAUGAGGAGGUUAAGUUUGAACUCUGAAGAACCUUUUGGGGUGUUGGUGAAUAUUACCAGUUAGAGGAAUUGGGGUUAAUUUGGUUUGAAAGAUUUUUUACAAUUCUCAAAAUUUGUGUGGGUAACCAUUGAAAUGAGGAAUUCGGGUAUAGUUUAAGGUUGCAGCAUGAGUUUCAGAGAAAGGAACAUAGGAGGAGGAGAUAGGGAAUGUGAAGAAUCCAAAUCAGUGAGGCAAAAUGGGUCUUUAACAACCACACAGCUAACAAUUGAUGAGAAUCUUUUGGUUGAUCCCAAACUGCUCUUUAUUGGGUCCAAGAUUGGUGAGGGAGCUCAUGGAAAAGUAUAUGAAGGAAGGUGUAGGUUUUCCAGGUAUGGAGAUAGAAUUGUUGCGAUCAAAGUUCUGAAUCGUGGAAGGACCUCAGAAGAAAGAGCUUCCCUUGAAGAUCGUUUUGCUCGGGAAGUUAAUAUGAUGUCUCGUGUCCACCAUGACAAUCUUGUUAAGUUUAUUGGAGCGUGUAAGGAUCCUCUUAUGGUGAUAGUUACAGAGCUAUUACCAGGGAUGUCACUGCGGAAAUAUUUAAUGAGCAUCCGUCCUAACCUAUUAGACCGUCACGUGGCUAUAAACUUUGCCCUUGAUAUUGCUCGAGCCAUGGAUUGGCUGCAUGCCAAUGGGAUCAUACAUAGAGAUUUGAAGCCUGACAAUCUCUUGCUCACAGCGAAUCAGAAGUCUGUUAAACUUGCAGAUUUUGGUCUUGCAAGAGAAGAAUCUGUGACUGAGAUGAUGACUGCAGAAACUGGAACUUACCGAUGGAUGGCACCAGAACUGUACAGUACUGUAACAUUACGCCAAGGAGAGAAAAAACAUUAUAACAAUAAGGUUGAUGUGUAUAGCUUUGGAAUUGUUUUAUGGGAGCUACUAACAAACCGCAUGCCGUUUGAGGGGAUGUCCAAUUUACAGGCUGCGUAUGCAGCUGCGUUUAAGCAUGAGAGGCCCGGCAUUCCAGAUGAUAUAUCCCCUGAUCUUGCUUUCGUCGUACAAUCAUGCUGGGUUGAAGAUCCUAACUUGAGACCAAGCUUUAGUCAGAUCAUUCGCAUGCUCAACGCGUUUCUGUUCACACUCACACCACCAUCCCCUCAUUUGCCGGAACCUGAAAAUGAACCUGAAGUGGCAACGACAAGUAACGGUACCAUUACAAGUAACGGUACCAUUACUGAGUUUUCUGCCCGAAACAGAGGAAAGUUUGCUUUUCUCCGCCAUUUGUUUUCUUCAAAGAGGGCCAAAAACUAACAGAGUAAGUGCUAGAUUUUUUAAACUUACCUUUUGUUGUAGAUGAAAAGAUUUGCCCUUGCUAUGGUAUAUAAAUUUUAGUGCAUUUAUGAGUAACCAUCUAAGGUGACAACUAGAAGGAUGUAACAUGUUCAACAGAAGAAUAGAAUGUUGUUUAUAGACUUUAUGAAAGGGUAAGGAUAAACAAAGGAUUGUUUACAUUUUCUACUUGAUCUUUUUGUAAAGGGAUACAUUGGCUUAGUCAUUUUCCUGUUUUGAGAAUGUUAUUAAUUAACAUGUAGUAUUUCCUUGUAAAGUA
Molecule: messenger RNA, 2001 nt
Organism: Lotus japonicus
Lineage: Eukaryota; Viridiplantae; Streptophyta; Magnoliopsida; Fabales; Fabaceae
Product: serine/threonine-protein kinase STY13
Exons: 7
Coding region: 582-1703 (373 amino acids)
Biological process (GO): protein phosphorylation
Molecular function (GO): protein kinase activity; ATP binding
Source: RefSeq, a predicted model, not a curated record